GAGUCAGAGGCGGAAGGAGCAGAGUGCAUGCUGGGAAAACACGUGUGAGGAGGUUAGAUAAGGCGGCGCUGUGCUCUCCCCCAACAUGUCGUCCAGGAAGGAGCAGGCCGACGAUGAGCGGUUCCGUCGGGUCCAGAAGGACCCCAGGUUCUGGGAAAUGCCAGAGAAAGAACGCAAAGUCAAGAUCGACAAACGUUUCCAGUCCAUGUUCCACGACCGGCGCUUCCAGACGAAGCAGACGGUGGACAAGAGAGGACGACCCGUCCAGCUGUCCACCGCCGCCGACCUGAGGCGCUUCUACCAGCUGGAGGAGGAAGAGGACAAAGAGGAGGAGGAGGAAGAGGAGGAGGAUGACGUUCAGGUCCAGGGACAGAAGAAGAAGCAUCUCGGACGAGGAAGCAGAGCAGCAGAAGAAGAUGAUGACGAGGAGGAGCAUCAGUCAGGAGAUGAUGAUGAUGAUGAUGAUGAUGAUGAUGAUGAUGAUGAUGAUGAUGAUGAAGAGUCCGGUCUGGACUCUGACGAUGACAGCGGACCGGAUCUGGCCCGAGGAAAAGGAAACAUGGAGACCAGCUCUGAUGAAGACGAGGAUGAUGAUGAUGUGGACGACAUCCUGAGGAAGGAGGAAGAGCAGAUCGAACACGACUGGGGGGAGCUGUGCAGAGACGCUCGGCGGAGCGAGGAGGUUUCUGCUCGGCUCGCCGUCUGUAACAUGGACUGGGAUCGAAUGAAGGCCAAAGAUCUGCUGGCUCUGUUCAGCUCCUUCGUACCUAAAGGGGGCGCUGUGCUGUCUGUGAAGAUUUUCCCGUCAGAGUUUGGGAAGGAGAGGCUGAAGGUGGAGGAGACGCAGGGACCGCCGGAGCUGAAGGUGCUGCCAGACGAUUCGGAGAACGAGACGGAGGAAGACAGGGUCUACAGGGAGAAGCUGCGGGAUUAUCAGUUCAAGCGUCUCAAGUAUUUCUACGCUGUGGUGGAAUGCGACUCUGUGGAGACGGCGGUGAAGAUCUACGAGGAAUGCGACGGCUUCGAAUACGAGAGCAGCUGCUCGGUUCUGGACCUCCGUUUUGUUCCUGAUGACGUGACAUUUGACGAGGAGCCCAGAGACGUGGCAACGGACAUCAACCUGACGGCGUACACGCCCAAGCUGUUCACCUCCUCCGCUGUCGCCUCCUCCAAGGUGCAGCUGACGUGGGACGAGACGGACCACGAGCGCGUCACGGCUCUGAACAGGAAGUUCAACAAAGAGGAGCUGCUGGACCUGGACUUUAAGGCCUACCUGGCCUCCUCCAGUGAGGAAGACGAAGAUGAAGAGCAGGAGGAGGAGGCAGGCGGAGAAGAGACGAUUGGAGAGGAGAUGGAGGAGAAACCUCAGGAGACACAGAAGAAGAAGAGGAGCGAGGAGCAGAUCAGUAAAUACAGAGAGCUGCUGAAGAACAUCCAGAGCAAAGAGAAGAGGCAGCAGGAGGACAUGGAGAUGGAGAUCAGCUGGGUUCCAGGUCUGAAGGAAACAGCGGAGCGGCUGGUGAAGAAGAAGCUGGAGGCCAAGGACCAGCUGACGCCCUGGGAGGAGUUUCUGCAGAAGAAGAAGGAGAAGAAGAAGCAGAAGAAAAGUGAAAGAAAGCAGGGAGCAGAAGAAGAGCUCAGUGACGACGAGCUUCCUCCUGAUGUCGACCUCGGCGACCCGUUCUUCUCAGACGAGCUCGGACCGUCAGACAUGAAGAAGAAACAGAAGAAGAAGAAACGAGAGGAAGAGCAGAUUACGGCUGAGGAGGAAGAGGAGCGGCAGAAACAGAAGGCCCAGAUGGCUCUGCUGAUGGAGGAUGACGAGGAUGAAGCCAAACACAAACACUUUAACUACGACAAGAUCGUAGAGCAGCAGAACCUGAGCAGGAGGAAGAGGAAGAAGCUGCUGAGGAAGGGCGAAGCGCCGCUGGAGGACGACGGCUUCCAGGUGGACGUCUCCGACCCGCGCUUCCAGGCCGUCUUCACCUCCCACCUGUUCAACCUGGACCCGUCCCACCCCGGCUUCAGGAACACCAGAGCCACGCGGAACAUCCUGGAGGAGAAGCAGCGGCGCCGGCGCCGCCAGGCCACGGGGCCUGGCGGCGGACGGGAGGGGGCGGAGCCUGGCGGCGGACAGGAGGGGGCGGAGCCUGGCGGCGGACAGGAAGCAGCCGAAACCGAGCGGGAAUUGGACUCAAAGAAGGCGAUGGAUCCAAGUCUGUCGCUGCUCAUUAAAUCCAUUAAGAGCAAAACGGAGCGGUUCCAGGCCCGGAAAAAACAGAGAGUGACCUAGUUCCUCCUGAAGGCGGACCCACUUCCUGGUUCUGAUCGGCCCGUUCUGAUCUGGACAGCAGCCAUUUUGAAUGUUUUAUUAUUAAAUCUUUCAUCUCAAACUGAAUCAUUAUUAAAAAAAUGAAACAUC
This is a messenger RNA of Xiphophorus maculatus (southern platyfish), 2422 nucleotides long. RefSeq names its product ESF1 nucleolar pre-rRNA processing protein homolog (gene esf1). NCBI's taxonomy places the organism in Eukaryota, Metazoa, Chordata, Actinopteri, Cyprinodontiformes, Poeciliidae. Gene Ontology annotation, biological process: rRNA processing. Gene Ontology annotation, cellular component: nucleus. The record is from RefSeq and is a predicted model, not a curated record. Gene Ontology annotation, molecular function: RNA binding. The coding region runs from base 86 to 2293 and encodes 735 amino acids. The transcript is spliced from 14 exons.